AUGCCCAGAACAACGCGUGUUACUACACAAAGUAAACAUGGGAUGCGAGAGGAGAGAAGCGAUAGCAGUGAUCCGGAAUACGAAGACUCAGCGGUCGAAUCGCGCGCCGAUGGCGGCGCCGUUCCUGCGUUUCCCCCCGCCGGCGCUUGCGCCGAGUCUGGUGCACCGGUGGGGAUGGAGAAAAUCUUAGCUACCGUUAUGGAAACCUUCGUGAGAACCCAGGCGGAGAACAACAGAAUUUUCAUAGAGACCAUGAGGUCCUUGCAAGGUACAACGGAGUCGACGCCUACUGCUUCGAGCCCCGUUGCGAGUACGUCCGCCGCGCCCGGAGGUGUACGGCGAGGUUCAACGGGGAAGCACGCGACGCGGAGGGUCGAUACGGGAGCUACACACUGUAUAGCUAGCCCGAUGCUUUAUUCAAUAUUACGGGAUAGUGGUGUUCAGGUGUGUGGUUCAGGUCAGAGUAGGAUCGUGGCAACUGGUAUCGUACCAGUUAUAUUAGGGGAUAAAGAAAUUAUUACGGAGUUCAUGGUGUUUCCCGGGGACAACACCCGUACGUUAUUAGGACGCGAUUUCAUCGCUAGGGCUGGGAUAGUGUUGGACAUAGGCCAGGAGUCAUACUUUUUUUCAGAUGAUCCGGAUAAGAAGUUGCCUUUCGCGAAGUCGUUUGUUUUAAACAGCGAGUUGAUGCGAGUAGAUGUCUCGGACGUCUCCCUGCGUGAAAAUGAAGGCACGGAGUUGUCAUCGGAUCAGAGGGCCACAUUCAACAAAUUUCUGCGAGGGAGAAAGGACCAGUUCGCCACUGAAGGACCUCCUACGGAAUUCACCACGCAUAAAAUUAGGCUUUCCAUGGUCCUUUGGGAUGCUCGGGACGUUUACGAAAAAACACAAGCGAUGCAGAAGAAGUACGCCGAUGAGAACCGCCGACCAGCUCCCGAUUAUCAAGUGGAAGACCUGGUGCUGCUCAAGACGCGAGGACCCAAUGAGGCGGGCAAGGGACAGACGCCUAAGUUCAUUCCGCGACGCGACGGUCCUUAUCGAGUUAGGAAGGUGCUCAGCGCGACGACGUAUGAAUUAGAGCGGGUAGGCGUUGGCCGCUCGGGGCGCGUGGCCUUGAGUCCCGGCCGCCCGGCAGGAGGCCCUGCCGGGGGCCCGCCGUCGCCAGUCGGUGCGCACGCGUCGUAUCAGAAGGACGUGUGCAUCGUAUUCCUCCGCGACUCUCACUAUUUUAUCGAAGUUGUACUAAGGGAUAAAAUUUUUAGA
Iphiclides podalirius (scarce swallowtail) is the source of this 1263-nucleotide messenger RNA. The record is from the annotation of a GenBank genome assembly. Lineage: Eukaryota; Metazoa; Arthropoda; Insecta; Lepidoptera; Papilionidae.